ACACAUAUUUUAUAAUCAGUUCGAUAUGUGCUGAUCGCUUGAAAAGAUGUCAAAAACUAUAACGAGCAAAAAUAUUUUGUGGCUUAGCUUGUUGCUGCUUUUCACCCUGACAGGCUCUGCUUUGGGCUCAGAGCUGUCACCCCAGGGACGCAUCAUCAAUGGGUCCGAGGUGGACAUAGCACGUCACCCAUAUAUUGUUUCGAUACGUUAUCGUCGCAGUACUGGAUCCGCUUACCACCACGAAUGUGCGGGUGUCAUCUACUCGGAUAGAGCAAUCGUGACAGCGGCUCAAUGUUUGGAGAAUAUGCUCGUGGGCACAAGGAUCUUGGUUGUUGCUGGUGGCAACACGAGAAAUGGCAGCGAUGGAUUGGUUUAUCCCGUUGCCAAGUGGGUCUAUCAUCCAGAGUUUAGGACCCUUACGGGAGACUACGACAUUGGGCUGAUCGUGCUGGAAACACCGCUCGAUUUCAACAACUAUCGUAUCCGAAAGAUCGCAUUGCGUGCCGAGCGACCUGCAACUGGGCGAACUGGCAUUGUCACUGGCUGGGGCUAUCGCGAGGAAUGGGGUCCCUCAAGCUAUAAUUUGGAACAGGUGCAGGUGCCCAUCGUCAGCUCAGAGCAAUGUAAUGAUAUCUAUGGAAAGGGUGAUGUGACCGAACGUAUGAUCUGCGCUGGCGAUGUGGCCCAAGGUGGACGUGAUGCCUGCCAAGGCGACACGGGCGGCCCACUUAUUGUAGACGAGCAACUAGUGGGCCUCGUGUCAUGGGGUCGCGGCUGUGGGCGUCCUGGCUAUCCCACAGUUUACACCUAUGUACCUAGCCUGAAGACCUGGAUCGAUGAAAUGAUUGAGCUCGCCGGUGUGUUAUAAACAAAGCUGUUAAGCCCGAUACUUAUGUGACUUUCCAUUACCAGUUUACUGCUUAGCUAAUAAUAAAACAAACCGUUUAGUACAUAGUAAACUUAUUAUAGACGCGCUCAGCUCAAGAUAGCACAAUUUCCCUUGCGAAGGUUGUUUAAAUUGUUUUAACACUUUGGAAACGGGCCAAUUCGAGUUACUUAUCUACUCCUGAUAUAAAUCAACACCCCGAGAUAAAGAGGUUGAUUUAGUUAAGUUUC
This is a messenger RNA of Drosophila hydei, 1116 nucleotides long. RefSeq names its product trypsin eta (gene kappaTry). The transcript has a single exon. Gene Ontology annotation, biological process: proteolysis. Bases 47 to 868 code for a protein of 273 amino acids. The record is from RefSeq and is a predicted model, not a curated record. Gene Ontology annotation, molecular function: serine-type endopeptidase activity. NCBI's taxonomy places the organism in Eukaryota, Metazoa, Arthropoda, Insecta, Diptera, Drosophilidae.